This is a messenger RNA of Homalodisca vitripennis (glassy-winged sharpshooter), 1424 nucleotides long. Its product is annotated as gastrula zinc finger protein XlCGF46.1-like. NCBI's taxonomy places the organism in Eukaryota, Metazoa, Arthropoda, Insecta, Hemiptera, Cicadellidae. The record is from RefSeq and is a predicted model, not a curated record. Gene Ontology annotation, biological process: regulation of transcription by RNA polymerase II. Gene Ontology annotation, molecular function: DNA-binding transcription factor activity; RNA polymerase II cis-regulatory region sequence-specific DNA binding.
UCUUUUUUAACAGUUAACAGACUACCAAUAUUCAUGUAUAAACCUACCAAUAAUAUUCAUUUAUAAAAGGAUUUUAUUGAAAUUACUAAUUCUCAUGUGUAAUAUUGUUUUGUUUUCAGGAUAGAUGUACCUUAAUUGAUAGCCACCCAAAAAUGUGCUGAAUUUACAACAUGGAUGACAACUCUUUUAAAUGUUCCGUGUGCAGCUAUACAAGCAUGAAAAGUGUGCAAUUAAAAAGGCAUAUGUUAAAAACGCACACAGGAGAGAAAAAAUUUAAUUGUUCCCUGUGCAACUAUGCAAGUAUAAGAAAAGGGAAUUUACAAACACAUAUGUUAACUCACGCAAGUGAAAAACCAUAUAAGUGUUCCCAAUGCAGCUAUGCAUGUGUUACAAAACGGCAGUUAGAAAAUCAUGUAUUUACUCACACAGAGGAGAAACCAUUUAAGUGUUCCCAAUGCAACUAUACAAGUGUUACAAAACGGCAUUUUCAAAAUCAUGUAUUUACUCACACAGGUGAGAAACCAUUUAAGUGUUCCCAAUGUAGCUAUGCAAGUGUUACAAAACGGCAGUUACAAACUCAUGUAUUUACUCACACAGAAGAGAAACCAUUUAAGUGUUCCCAAUGUAGCUAUGCAUGUGUUACAAAACAGCUGUUACAAAAACAUGUGUUUACUCACACAGAAGAGAAACCAUUUAAGUGUUCCCAAUGCAGCUAUGCAAGUGUUACAAAAUGGCAUUUAGAAAAUCAUGUAUUUACUCACACAGAAGAGAAACAAUUUAGGUGUUCGCUGUGCAUCUAUUCAUGUACUCUGAAGGAGCAUCUAAGAAGACAUAUGUUAACACACACGGGAGAGAAACCGUUUAAGUGUUCCCUGUGCACUUAUUCAUGUACUCAGAAGAGGCAUCUAAGAAAUCAUAAGUUAACCCAUACAGAAGAGAAACCGUUUAAGUGUUUUCUGUGCACCUAUUCAUGUAUUCAGAAGGAGUGUCUAAGAAGACAUAUGUUAACUCAUACAGGCGAGAAACCAUUUAAGUGUUCCCUGUGCACCUAUUCAUGUAUUCAGAAGGAGUGUCUAAGAAGACAUAUGUUAACUCAUACAGGCGAGAAACCGUUUAAGUGUCCCUUGUGCGACUAUAGAAAUAUUUUGAAAGUUAUGUACAGAAGACAUAUGUUAACUCACAUUGGUGAGAAACCAUUUAAGUGUUCCUUGUGUGAUUAUGGAAGUAUUGUGAAGAGUAAUGUACAGAACCAUAUGUUAACUCACAUUGACUUCUACCCAUUUAACCUGUUCAAGUCGUGCAAGAAGCCCGUCGUAAUCUACGCGAUAGGAGUGAGGGAGGGGCCGGCCGAAUCAGCUUAUAUCUGUCCGUCCACCCCUCCCCCGCCUACGACCACCCGCACACACACAACAGCCAUCCUGUGA